UCAUUCAGUGCGUUUUCUUUAGGUUUCAAGACACAUCAUGGCUUCAGCUUCAGACCCCUGCUCCUUCUCCUCCAUCUCCAAAUGCCUUACGAAGCACCUGAAUCUCACUUACAAUGUUGACUUUGAAAGCCAUGUACUUAAGUCGAAGGUUGCACUAACAAUAGAAGUUUUGGAGGAUAAUUUUUCGUCUCUGACAUUAGACACUAAAGAUCUGAAGAUCUCCAAGGUAACAGCUAAUGGACAGGCAGCCAAGUUUGCUUUGGGACCCAAGCACAGCUACAUGGGGACUCCUCUGGAGAUUACUUUACCCUUUGACCUCUCCAGGGGGCAGCAUGUGAUUGUGGAGGUGACCUACGACACGGCUCCCACUGCCUCCGCUCUGCAGUGGCUCACUCCUGCACAGACCGCUGGGAAGAAACAUCCCUACCUCUUCAGCCAGUGCCAGGCCAACCACUGCAGAAGCAUGGUCCCCUGUCAGGACAGUCCCUCAGUGAAGCACACCUAUUAUGCUCAGGUAUCUGUCCCCAAGGAGCUGGUUGCAGUCAUGAGUGCUGUUCGUGACGGUCAGGUCCCUGACCCCCAGGAUAACAGCAGAGUCAUCUACCGCUUCAGACAACCAGUGCCCAUGCCCUCCUAUCUCAUUGCCAUUGUGGUGGGAGCUCUGGAGAGCAGAGAGAUUGGCCCCAGGUCUCGUGUUUGGUCUGAGAAGGAGUUUGUGGACCAGGCAGCUUUUGAGUUCUCCGAGACUGAGACCAUGUUGAAAACAGCGGAGGAUUUGGCUGGGCCCUAUGUGUGGGGACAUUAUGACAUCCUGGUCCUGCCCCCUUCCUUCCCCUACGGGGGCAUGGAGAACCCCUGUCUCACCUUCGCCACCCCUACCCUGCUGGCUGGAGACAGGUCCUUAUCGAAUGUGAUAGCCCAUGAGAUCUCACACAGCUGGACUGGCAACCUUGUGACCAAUAAGACCUGGGAGCACUUCUGGCUGAACGAGGGGCACACUGUCUACCUGGAGAGGAUGAUUGGCAGGUGUAUGGAGAGUGAGCAGUUUAGGCAGUUCAAAGCCAUCGGGGGCUGGAAGGACCUGCAGGAAGCAGUGAACACGUUUGGAGCCAACAAUCCUCUGACCAACCUGGUGCCCGACCUGAAAGAGGUGGACCCCGAUGAUGCCUUCUCUUCGGUCCCCUACGAGAAAGGCUUUGCUCUCCUCUAUCACCUGGAGGAACUCUUGGGCGGGCCGGAGGUGUUCAUGGCAUUCGUCAAGUCCUACAUCCAGAUGUUCGCCUACAGCAGUGUCACCACAGAGGAGUGGAAGAACUACCUGUUCACUUACUUCAAGGACAAGGUGGACAUUCUGAACAAAGUAGACUGGAACGCUUGGAUGCGCACCCCUGGCAUGCCCCCCUUCAAACCACAGUAUGACACCACCAUGGCUGAUGCCUGCAUUGCUCUCUGCCAGAGAUGGGUCAAGGCCAAAGAGGGAGAUCUGGCUGGUUUCAGUGGUGCAGACCUGAAGAUUCUCUCCUCCCACCAACUCAUUGAGUUCCUGUCUCUUCUCCUGCAGGAAGAGCCCCUCCCCCUGACCCAUGUGAAGAGAAUGCAGGAAGUGUACAACUUAAACACCUACAACAACUCUGAGAUCCGCUUCAGAUGGCUCCGCCUGUGUGUGAAGUCCAGAUGGGAGGAGCAGGUCCCCUUGGCGCUGAAGAUGGCGACGGAUCAGGGGAGGAUGAAGUUCACACGGCCGCUCUUCAGGGACGUGUUCGGCUUUGGCAAGUUCCGGGACGAGGCUGUGCGGGUGUUCCAGGCUCACCGGGCAGCCAUGCACCCGGUAACGGCCGGUCUGGUGGCCAAAGAUCUCAAGCUGGAUGUCGGCAACAGCACCAGCUUCUAAAACGGGAACACAUAGAGGGGAGAAUGCUCUCGUUGGUAAUCUCCCCCGCUCCACUGAAGAAACCAGGAAGCACCUGAUCAUUACCGCUUAAUACUGUAACUGCCUCUUCUUUGCGGGGAGGGGACAUGUGUAAACUGGGAGUGUCUGUGUUUAUAUUAAAGGAUCCAUCUCAGGGCAGAGAUUUUCUUAGAAAAAGACAAAGUUAAACUAAUUAUGAAGGUGCUUCUCUGGUAGUUGGCUGUACAGGCUUUUGUACCCAUCAUGGUGUUUUGGAUGUCAUUAAACAGUGAACAAACAGACUGUUCAAACAUCU
Molecule: messenger RNA, 2204 nt
Organism: Osmerus eperlanus (European smelt)
Lineage: Eukaryota; Metazoa; Chordata; Actinopteri; Osmeriformes; Osmeridae
Gene: lta4h
Product: leukotriene A4 hydrolase
Exons: 19
Coding region: 38-1891 (617 amino acids)
Biological process (GO): proteolysis; leukotriene biosynthetic process; peptide catabolic process
Cellular component (GO): nucleus; cytosol
Molecular function (GO): metallopeptidase activity; zinc ion binding; leukotriene-A4 hydrolase activity
Source: RefSeq, a predicted model, not a curated record